Melampsora larici-populina 98AG31 is the source of this 393-nucleotide messenger RNA. RefSeq lists its product as uncharacterized. The transcript has 5 exons. Bases 1 to 393 code for a protein of 130 amino acids. Lineage: Eukaryota; Fungi; Basidiomycota; Pucciniomycetes; Pucciniales; Melampsoraceae. Gene Ontology annotation, molecular function: nucleotide binding; translation initiation factor binding. Gene Ontology annotation, biological process: mRNA export from nucleus in response to heat stress; transcription initiation at RNA polymerase II promoter; positive regulation of translational initiation. Gene Ontology annotation, cellular component: RNA polymerase II, core complex; P-body. The record is from RefSeq and is a predicted model, not a curated record.
AUGUCUCUACGAAAAGGACGACUACAAGAAGAAGACGCCUCACAACUUAAGCUCGGUCCAGAAUUUGAUGCAGCUGGUUGUCUAUCGAUAUCUGAAGUGAAGCUGCUACUUGAGCAGCGUGACAAGCCAGCGGACACGGCCGUUUACAAGAAGACCCAAGAGUUUGUGAAUCAAUUUGCGCGAUUCAGUACAACAGACUCGGCCCAAGCCGCCCGUCAAAUUUUAAGUAAAGACCAGACGUUAAAACCCUUUGAAUUGGCUCAGCUCGCGUCGCUUUGCCCGGAGGAAGCCGAGGAAGCAAAGAGCUUGAUUCCAAGUUUGGCGGCAAAAGAUGAUGACGCAUUACAAGCCAUCUUGAACGAAAUCUCUGGUCUUAAGCGAUAUCAAGGUUGA